AUGAGUUUCUUUGGUUUUGGUCAAAGUGCGGACAUCGACAUAGUUCUGAAUGACGCCGAAACCCGAAAGAAAGCUGAGCACAAGAGCGAGGACGGCAGGAAGGACAAGUAUUUUCUCUUCUUCGACGGAGAAACGGUGUCUGGGAAAGUCAACGUGAACCUCAAAUACCCGGGCAAGAGGCUGGAGCACAGCGGCAUUAAGAUCGAGUUUGUUGGACAGAUCGAGCUGUACUAUGACAGAGGAAACCACCAUGAGUUUGUGUCUCUUGUGAAAGACUUGGCUCGUCCUGGAGAGCUCACCCAGUCACAGUCGUUUGACUUUGAGUUCACGCAUGUGGAGAAGCCUUAUGAAGCCUACACUGGACAGAAUGUCAAACUACGAUAUUUUCUCAGGGCCACUGUGAGUCGAAGACUCAAUGACAUUAGCAAAGAACUGGACAUCGUGGUCCACACCCUCAGCACCUACCCUGAACUCAACUCCUCUAUCAAGAUGGAAGUAGGAAUCGAAGACUGCCUGCACAUAGAGUUUGAGUACAAUAAAUCAAAGUAUCACUUAAAAGACGUGAUAGUUGGAAAGAUUUAUUUUCUCUUGGUUAGAAUUAAGAUCAAGCACAUGGAAAUAGACAUAAUUAAACGGGAAACAACUGGCACUGGUCCAAAUGUCUACCACGAGAACGAUACCAUCGCCAAAUAUGAAAUUAUGGAUGGUGCACCUGUCAGAGGAGAGUCAAUCCCCAUCAGGCUGUUCCUGGCAGGGUACGAGUUGACUCCCACCAUGAGAGACAUAAACAAAAAGUUUUCUGUGCGCUACUACUUAAACCUGGUCCUCAUAGACGAAGAAGAAAGGCGCUACUUUAAGCAGCAGGAGAUCACUCUGUGGAGAAAAGGGGACAUUGUCAGAAAGAGUAUGACUCAACAAGCUGCCAUCGCCUCCCAGAGAUUUGAAGGGAGUAACUCGUGA
This is a messenger RNA of Knipowitschia caucasica, 960 nucleotides long. The record is from the annotation of a GenBank genome assembly. NCBI's taxonomy places the organism in Eukaryota, Metazoa, Chordata, Actinopteri, Gobiiformes, Gobiidae.